Molecule: messenger RNA, 1725 nt
Organism: Brugia malayi
Lineage: Eukaryota; Metazoa; Nematoda; Chromadorea; Rhabditida; Onchocercidae
Gene: Bma-unc-122
Exons: 12
Coding region: 1-1725 (574 amino acids)
Biological process (GO): signal transduction
Source: RefSeq, a predicted model, not a curated record
AUGAUUGUCUCCCAUCGACGACUUCAAUGCCUUUACACUGUACAUUUUGCAAAUUUAUUUCUCCUUGUACUACUUUACUCCGAUACUACUAUACGUAUGCAGACGCUGAAAUGCGACAAAAGUAAAGUGGCACAUACUCGGAUACGACGACGAUCUGUGGAAGUGAAACGACCGAUAACUGAACAAUCGCCACUGUCAUUAUCACCAUCCGCUGGAAAUCACGACCAGUGGACUGUGCAUAUUGGACAGGAUACCAUUAUUCCUAAGAUUGUUUUCGAAACAUCUUGUAAGCGUAUUCAUCGUCAUUGUGCUGAAACAGGCCGCAAAUUAAUGGGUUUCCAAGGACCACGUGGUCCACCAGGACCACAAGGCAUUACUGGACUUCCCGGGAAAAGUGGUCAACAGGGUAAGACUGGUCCAAUUGGACGGAUCGGCAAUGUUGGUGAAGAAGGAGAGCCAGGCAUUAAUGGUCGAUGUAAUUGUUCAUUUCCGGAUCCAUACCUGCAACAGAUCAUUGUACCCGGGUCACCCAUUAUUCAGAUUGAAGAAAAAACCAUGCCGGUACCGGUAUUUGUCAUUAAAGAAAUAGAAGUGACAAAGUUGGUACCUUUUAAGCCCACCACAACUCGUCUUCAUCCAUUCAAAAGCAGUUUACCACCUAUAAGAGUAACAGAUUUAUCACAGACACACCUUCUGUCAAAGUUAACAACAGUGAAGAAAACUACAUUAAAAAUGUUGAAGAAACCAACAGCGCCAUCUGAAUCUACUUUAUCGUUAAGUUUGCCAGAGAAUUAUGUAACGAUAAGAGGAAAUUUCACUGAAGAUUCCACAACAAUUGAGCCAUAUAUUGGCCCACCAACACUUGGCUACAACAAAAGAGUUUGUCUUCUGAAUGCUGUCGGUAUUCCUGUACUUCAUGCUGAGUCACAGUAUAGUACUGUUGGCUCGUGGAUGCGCGAUAAUUUACCUUACAAUCAAGAAAUGGCUGAACGACGAUGGGUAACUGAUGAUUAUGCUUCACCGGUGCUCUAUGAAUAUGAAAAUGAAAGACAGCUAAUGAAUAAAAAGCAGAAAAUCAAGUAUUACAUAGACUAUUUGGCAUCUGGUACAGGCAAUAUUAUCUAUAAUGGUUCUUAUUAUUAUCAUCGACAUAGCUCAAGCAUGUUAGUGAAAUAUGACUUAGAAUCAACUGAUGAAGCACAAAUGGAUCUGGGUGAUAUGUCAUAUCUAGAUUGUUCGAGAAAGCCAGAUCAUACAUUUGAGGACUGCAACGAAACGGAACGUGACAUAUGGCUGUAUAACCGUCCUCAUAAUUAUGUUGAUUAUUCUGCUGAUGAGAAUGGACUUUGGGCAGCUUAUGUACGAUCUGGCAUGCAACAUAUUACUGUCAGUAAAAUUGAGCCAGAUAUGCAUGUAGUUCAAACAUGGGAUAUUUAUGAAUUGAAUGCAACAAGUGUAGCUGAGACAUUUAUUAUGUGUGGAAUAUUGUAUGGAUUAAAAAGUGUUACAGAUCGGGACACUGUUGUUAACUUUGCUUAUGAUUUAUUUAGGAAUGAAACAAUAGAUGUAAAUGUGAAAUGGUAUAAUCCAUACGGUGGCAUGACCAUGUUACAUUACAAUCCAGUAGAUGGACGCUUAUAUUUCUUUGAUUCGAAACGAUUAUUGAGUGUAAAUGUCCGUGUAGAAGGUCAAACCGAUCAGUUCACAUUUUCAGAUUCUGAUUAA